Molecule: messenger RNA, 1287 nt
Organism: Lepus europaeus (European hare)
Lineage: Eukaryota; Metazoa; Chordata; Mammalia; Lagomorpha; Leporidae
Gene: PNMA5
Product: PNMA family member 5
Source: RefSeq, a predicted model, not a curated record
AUGGCUGUGAGGCUGUUAGAGGACUGGUGCAAGGGCAUGGAUAUGGACCCCAGGAAGGCCCUGUUGAUCGUGGGCAUCCCUGUGGAGUGCAAUGAGGCUGAAAUCAGAGAGACUGUGAAGGCAGGACUGUAUCCCCUGAGUGCAUAUAGGGUACAGGGCAUAAUGUUCAGGAGGGAAGACAAUGCUAAGGCAGUGUUCAUUGAAUUGAUUGACACCAUCAAUUAUGCUACCAUACCCAGUCAGAUUCCAGGACAAGGGGGCACAUGGGAAGUGAUGGUCAGUCCCCGCAACUCAGAUGAUGAGUUUCUCAGUAAGCUCAAUUGUUUCCUGAAAGAUGAAGGAUGGAGAAUGAUAGAUGUAGCCCAAACCUUGGGAUAUAGCAGCUUCCCCUUGGAGGGCAUGGGGCCAGAGCCUUUGGCCCAAGUCCAAGAACCAGUUCUGCAGCCCCUGAAAGAAAGCAUGUGGUACAGAAAGCUGAAAGUAUUUUCAGGAAGCACUUUGCCGGGCCCAGAUGAAGAGAGCUUUGACACCUGGCUGGAGCAGCUCACUGAGAUGAUGCACAUGUGGCAGGUGUCAGAGGAAGAAAAGAGGCGGCACUUGCUGGAGAGCCUCCAGGACCCUGCACUGUCAAUCACGAGUGUCCGGGCCAGCAAUGACUCCAUGACUGUAGAGCAGUGUCUGGAGGCCCUGAAGCAGAUCUUUGGGAGUAAUGAGGACUUUAGAUUUGCCCAGUUUCGGUUUCUUCAGACCUAUCAGAUGGUUGGGGAGAAGUUUUCAGCCUUUUUGCUGCGCUUAGAGCCACUGUUGCAGAAAGCAGUGCAGCAUAGCCCUGUGUUGAUGCAGAGCACAGACACGAUCCGUCUCAAACACAUCCUAGAUCAGGGCAAGAUGAACACUGGCCUACGAGGCAAGCUGGAGCUCUUAGAUCAGCAGACUCCUCCCACUUUCAUGGAGUUAAUGAAGCUUAUUUGAGAUGAUGAGUGGGAGACCACCAUGGUGGUGACAAAGGAGAAGCAGAAGCAAGUAGAAAGGGGCCACAGGGCUUCUGGCAGACAGGCAGAAGCAGAAUUAAGUACCCCUGUGUCUCUGGUCACCACACCGACAAGGUCUUUUAGUCAGAAGGGCACUCAAACCAUGCAGGAAGAGGCUACCCCAUUGCUAAAACGAAGGCGGCUGCGUCACUGCAAAAGAACAGGGAAAAUAGGCCAUAAGCAGAUGCCACAGGAUGCAGUAAGGGAGUCGGGAAACGAGUCGGGGGCUGGGGCCAUGAGCCAUCCCGAGCCCUAG